AUGGUGUUUCUCCACCUAUUCGUUGUCAACAGGUCAGGGGGAUUAAUCCAUCACCGGCAUUUGUCGAACAAGGCACCAAAGAUUGGGACAAAUGAAUGGCUUCGAAUCGGGUCGACUUUCCAUUCGUUGCAUGCUAUCGCAGCUGAGGCAUCGCCAGUUCGCUUGCCCGGGGGCAAAAAUUCGAAUGAUGGAAUUGAAGAAAUGGUGACGGGUGGUAUGGUGCUUCGCAGUUUCCAGACAAGGACAGGAAUUAAGUUUGUGCUGACUGCCGAGCCUCAAACACCAGAUCUUGGCCAGGUACUUAAAGAAAUUUACGUACUGUAUACGGAGUGUGUAUUGAAGGAUCCAUUCUACGAGCUUGAAAUGCCAAUACGCAGCGAAUUGUUUGUGCACGCGGUGGAUGCAUUGGUUGAACGGGUACAAAAUGCGGUGUCUAUCUCGCCAACGAAGCACCGAUAG
Messenger RNA from Phaeodactylum tricornutum CCAP 1055/1, 459 nucleotides. RefSeq lists its product with no specific name. Gene Ontology annotation, cellular component: TRAPP complex. The transcript has 2 exons. Lineage: Eukaryota; Bacillariophyta; Bacillariophyceae; Surirellales; Neidiaceae. The record is from RefSeq and is a predicted model, not a curated record. The coding region runs from base 1 to 459 and encodes 152 amino acids. Gene Ontology annotation, biological process: endoplasmic reticulum to Golgi vesicle-mediated transport.